CAAAACAGAAUCGAGCUCCAAAGGGAGAACUUGUGACUGAAAACAUAGAAGUUUAUUCAUUUAUGCUGUCUUUUACGACCUUUUAUGAACGAUAGAUCGGUUACCUGAGUAAGGAGUUUGCCUGAAUGAUGUCUACAAUACAGCCAGAUGAAGAGGAUGCCAGUGGCAGCAGUGCUGCACCAAGUCCAGCUGUGAGCAGCACACCAUCUCCUUCAAAGACCAAGGUGGGAGAGUCACCACGACGUAGCGGCAGGAGGGUCAGGCAGAGGAUUCUCUAUGGUCAUCAGCCACUGGCUAGUAAAGCACAAGUCACACCACAGCAGUCCAAAACCAAAAAGACAAAAAUGACACCAGAGAGUAGUGGGUCAGAUGAUGACGAAGAAGAAGGAAAUGAAGAAGCUGGGGAACAGUCAUCAGUAAAUAAAUCAAGUGAUGACAGUGACUUGGAAACUCCUGUUCAAGUGCCUACCUUAGUACGAGGAAGGAAACGAGCAGCAGAAACCUCCAAAGCUACACCGGCAGCAAAAAGGGCAAAAUCUAAACAACCCUCUGCUCAAAAGUCUUCUCAGAAGAAAUCAAGAAAAUCAAAAGGAAGUGCAUAUGCAGAUGAGAGUCAGGGAACCUUGUUUGAUAUUGUGAAAGCUGGAAAAGGUGCUCUGAGGGCUGUUGUGGAUGACUGGAUUGAGAGUUACACAACAGACAAAGAAAAUGGAAUGGUUGAUCUCAUACAGUUUUUUGUCCAAUGUUGUGGCUGCAAAGGAACUGUAACACCUAAAAUGUUGGAGGAGGAAGAAAGUGUCAAUGCAAUCCGUCAACUUACUGAGCAGUUUGACGAGGCCAGCCAUGAAUACCCACUCAUAAUGACGGGUCCAGCGUACAAAAAAUUUAGGACAAACUUUGUAGAGUUUGUGGAUUCGCUGGUUCAGCAAUGCCAACACAGUAUUAUCUAUGACGAGUACAUGUUGGAUACACUGGUGUCCUGGCUGAUCAGGCUGUCAGACUCACAAGUCCGCGCCUUUAGACACACAAGUACUUUAGCUGGAAUGAAACUUGUUUCUGCUUUGAUACAAGUGGCAAAGCGUGUUCAUGUAGAGCUGGAUCACACCCAGCGCCAGUUAGACAGCGAAAGCAGCAAAGUUUCAUCCAAGAAAGCCAUGGAAAAAAUUGAAAUGUUGAACAAUAGGAGGCAAGAGCUGAGACAGAAUGUCAGUGACUUGGAAGACAUGAUGAAUUUUGUGCACCAGGGAAUGUUUGUCCAUAGAUACAGGGAUUCCAGACAUGAAAUCAGGGCGCUGUGCAUUGCAGAAAUGGGUCAUUGGAUGAAAGAAUACAGCUCCUACUUUUUGAGUGACAAGUUUCUGAAGUAUACUGUGUGGAGCUUACAUGAUAAGAUUGGAGAGGUGCGGCAGAAGGCCAUCAAUUCAUUGAGAGGCCUCUACGAGGUUGAUGACUUCCUUUCUCAGCUUGAGCCCUUGACUGAGAGAUUUAAGGAAAGACUUGUAGCUAUGACCUUAGACAAAGAAAAUGAAGUGGCAGUGGAAGCCGUCAAGCUGGUUAACCUUCUUCUUAUGAAUGACAAACUGGAUGAGGAAGAAUGCCAACAGAUUGAGUUAAUUGUGUUCUGUACAAGUCGGAAUGUGGCAAAAGCAGCAGGAGAAUUCCUCAAGGAUAGGCUUGUCAUGGCUGCUGAUGAAGAAGUGAAAAAAGCAAGCAAAUCAAAAAGAGGCAAAAAAGCAGAACAGGAAAUCAAACUUGUACAGUUAAAAAAGCUGAUUGAGUUUUUUAUUGUCAGUGAGGUCCACAACCAUGCAGCAUACCUUGUAGACAGUCUGUGGGAAAGUAUGGACUUACUGAGGGACUGGAAGUUGAUGACUGACAUUCUUUUGGAUAAAAAUGACAAGCAAGGUUUGAAUGACAGUGAAGAAAUGGCAUUGAUUGACAUCAUGGUCUGCGCCUGCAAACAAGCAUCUACCCGACAGGGUCCCCCCGGAAGAGCAGUUCGUAAAGUGAAGGAAAACAAAACUACUGUGAAUGAAAAGAAAGACCUGAGUGCACACUUUAUGCAGACUUUACCAGGCCUGUUGAACAAGUUCGGAACUGACAUUGAAAACGUCAUAAACCUGGUGUCACUUCCUCAGUACUUUGAUCUGGAGGAGUAUGGACAGCGGAGAUUGGGAAAGUAUUUGGAUGAACUUCUGAAACAACUUUCUGAAAUAGUGGAGAAACACUCCAAUGUGGACGUUUUGGAUGAAUGUGGGAAGAGCUUAAGAACACUCACGGACAAUGACUUCACUUUGGCCUCUUCAGCUGAUGUGGCCAAAAACAAGCUGAUUGAUUCAGUUGUGGCCAAAUUCAAAGAAAACGUGAAGAGUGGUCUUGACGCAGAUGAAGCAGACGAAGACAAUCAAGAGAGAUUUGCUCUCCAUGUUAAUCUGGCAAGAAUUGCAUCUUUCUUUAAAUCCCACAAUCUCAAUAAAUGGGACCUUUACGAUGAUUUGUCAUACAUUAUUGACUAUUCUGCAAAGCACACCGUACCAGACGAGAUAUUGGAGCUGACCUUUUUAAGCAUGCAGAUGUUACUUGUUUGGAGUCUUACGGAGAUAGAUGUUAACGAACCGGAUAAGCAUGAGAUGCGCACCCUGAAAAAGAGAGUGAAUCAGUUUAUGUCAAACUGUGACGAGCUCAUACAGUUCAGUACAGAUUCUGUCCAGAGAGUGGCAUUUUGUUGUAUCUGUGAUUUGCUGAUCGUUUUUGCCAAGCAGUUAAAGAACAGAGCCCCCAUUCUGGCGCCUUUGGUAUAUGAAGCUGAUCACACCACUCAAGUGAGGCUCAGAGAUUACGUCAUCAGUCACGUGUUCACGGACUUAGACGAGGACGAAGCAGAGGAUGAAGACGAGGACCAGACAGACAGCAGUGCUUUGGAGUUGAGCAAAAAGAGAACAGUUCUGGCAGGAUUCUGUAAACUCGUCGCUUAUAAUGUGAUUGAUAUGAAGCUGGUUUCUCCCAUUUUCGCAUUCUUAAUCAGGGCAUACAGCAACUAUGGUGAUAUCAUUCGCCAUACUAUGACAAAAUGCCGAGAUAUCAGUAAUUCAGCUUUUGCCAAAGCCUUGCUUCUGAGUCUUCAACAAGAGUUUGAAAAACUGCAAGAUGACAAUGACGGAACUGCAGACACGAACUCAAAGGAAUUUGCUGGAAUCAAGGAACUCGCUCGUAGGUUCGCGCUCUCAGUCGGCGUGGACACAACGAAGCCUCAGUCUCGGGAGUGUGUUGUAACUUUGCACAGGGAAGGUAUCAAGUACAGUCUUAGAAAUGGAGAUGCUCAGAAGGGUGAAGAUGAACCACCAUGCAAUCUUCAGUUUUUGGACGUGUUAAACGAAUUUACUUUCAAGUUGAUUGCUCAAGACAAGGCAGGAAAAAGUGGCGUAUUAUCAUUUCUGGAUGAAAAUGCCAAAGAGAUGAUUCACAAAAAGGGAGGUCAGUGGAGUCCUUUGCUAUCAUACAGGAACGGCUUGACUGGACAGGACGAGGAAGAAGAAGGACAACAAAAAGGAAGUCGCGCAAAGAGAAAACUUCCCAUGGAAGGAGACGAGAGUAAAGAAGGAGAAUUGAUAUCCAAACAAACUAAGACAAAGACUAAACAACAGAAACCGAAAGGCCCGCGUGGACGGCCUCCGAAGUCGACCACCUCAACAGCACAACAAACUGUACUCUCGACGGCAAAACCAGCGAAACCUGUCACACCAGUUGUGGAAGAGUCAGAAGCUGGUGAUGAUAACAAUAAAGAUGACGAUGACGCCAUUUCGUCAGGUUCAGAAGAAUGGUCACAGGAAGACCAGGCUCCAUUGUCUUCGAUGAAGAAACCAAACCAAUCGACCGAUAAAGUUGACGAUACAGAGGAAGCGUCUACUGCUGAGAAACAAGGACCAGUGAAAAGAAAGCGAGAGGAGACAUCACAGUCUGACGAGGAAGAAGAUGAAGAACAAGACAACGAUGACCAGGAUUUUGAAAGUCUUCCUACAUCAUCUCAAAGAUCGUGGUUAUCAAGUCAGACACAUCGACAAGACAGCAAAAAGGCUCGAAUAAGUUACAGUAAAAAGGAUACAUCAGGAAUCGGCCGCACGAGUCUUGAGGAUAUCGAGGACGAGGAUGAAAUCGAAGAAUACGAGAGUGAAGACGAAACAGACAAGGGAAAACAGACAGCGCCAACUCGGGUGAGAAGGGAAAAGAAAGAGCUACCCGAUGAUUUCUUCGUUGACUCACAGGAAGAGAAAGAGACGGAAGAAGACUCUUCUCUCGAAACAGCUUUUUGAGUGCACCGCUACAAGACAGACAGCCUUAUUUGGAUUAGUGAUUGUAAUAUUUAUUAACGUUGUUUGUGUACAGAGUUAAAAGACCUUUAAAGACCUUACUUUAGUGCA
Pocillopora verrucosa is the source of this 4418-nucleotide messenger RNA. RefSeq names its product cohesin subunit SA-1. The record is from RefSeq and is a predicted model, not a curated record. Gene Ontology annotation, biological process: sister chromatid cohesion. Lineage: Eukaryota; Metazoa; Cnidaria; Anthozoa; Scleractinia; Pocilloporidae. Gene Ontology annotation, molecular function: chromatin binding. Gene Ontology annotation, cellular component: nucleus; chromatin; cohesin complex.